Messenger RNA from Engraulis encrasicolus (European anchovy), 2323 nucleotides. Its product is annotated as microtubule-associated protein RP/EB family member 3-like. Gene Ontology annotation, cellular component: cytoplasmic microtubule; microtubule organizing center; spindle midzone. The transcript is spliced from 8 exons. NCBI's taxonomy places the organism in Eukaryota, Metazoa, Chordata, Actinopteri, Clupeiformes, Engraulidae. Gene Ontology annotation, biological process: regulation of microtubule polymerization or depolymerization; protein localization to microtubule; spindle assembly. Bases 178 to 1008 code for a protein of 276 amino acids. The record is from RefSeq and is a predicted model, not a curated record. Gene Ontology annotation, molecular function: microtubule plus-end binding.
GCACGGUAACUGGUCUGUGGCGUUGCCACCAGAGCGAGCGCUGGCGCUAGCAACGGAACAACCGGAGGACGGACCGGGAUAUCUAACUGCGACAGAUACACCGAUUCUUCAAGGGAGACAAACCCAGAAACUGUUGAAGAUUAUUUCCGCUCCUCAACACAUACUCCAAGUUGGGGGAUGGCGGUGAACGUGUAUUCCACCUCUAUGACUAUAGAGAACCUGAGCCGCCAUGACAUGCUGGCCUGGGUCAACGACUCCCUGCAGCUCACCUACACCAAGAUAGAGCAGCUAUGCACAGGCGUGGCGUAUUGCCAGUUUAUGGACAUGUUGUUCCCGGGCUGCAUCCUGCUGAAGAAGGUGAAGUUCCAGGCUCGUCUGGAGCACGAGUACAUCCACAACUUCAAGGUGCUGCAGGCCUCCUUCAAGCGCAUGAACGUGGACAAGAUCAUUCCGGUGGAGAAGCUGGUGAAGAGCAAGUUCCAAGACAACUUUGAGUUCCUGCAGUGGUUCAAGAAGUUCUUCGACGCCAACUACGAUGGCAAGGCAUAUGACCCCCAGAUGGCACGGCAGGGCCUGGAGAUGACCCUCGCAGCCAACCCAGGAGGGCCCCAGCGGACGUCGCCCACGGUGCCCAAGAUCAUGGCCCCCCAGCGAGCCGCUACCACCGCCCCCGCCGCCCGGAGACACCCACACCCACACCCCCACUACGCACGCAACGGAGGCAGCGACGCAGAAAUACUGGAGAUCAACCAACAGCUGAUGGAUCUGAAGGUAACGGUAGAUGGUCUGGAGAAGGAGCGGGAUUUCUACUUUGGGAAGCUGCGCGACAUCGAGCUGAUCUGCCAGGAGCACGAGAAUGACAACCACCCCAUCCUCACCAAGAUCCUAGACAUACUCUACGCCACAGAGGUAGAGGUAUCUUCCAAAACUGCAUUGGACGGUUUUGCUGCCCCCGAGGAGGAGGAGGUGGAGUCCCAGUCAGGAGGACCGGACCAGGAUGAAUUCUAAAGCACUACUCCUGCCCUCACCUCACCUCCCCUCCACACAUCAUCCCUUACCAUCAACCUCUCCUCUCCUCUCCUCUCCUCCAUCCUCUGGCCACCUCUCCCCUCACCUCCUCCCUCCCAACCUCUACACAUGGGCUGGAUCUCAAAUGGCGCACUUGUGCACUUCGGGCACUAUGUUUCAGUGCGUAACUAAUACGGCAUGUGUACUGAAACAUGAACACUAAAGUGCACAAGUGCACCAUUUGAGAUUCAGCCAUGCUCUCCUCUUACCAUCUCCUCCCAUCAUUUCGCCUCUCCUCUCCUCUCACCAGAUGCUCUCCUCCCCUUGCCCCUCUCCUCCCUCAUCUCACCAUAUCCCCCUCUCCUCUCCUCUCCUCUCCUCACUGCUCCAGAUCUCUUUUUGCUUUUUGUUUUGUUUUGUGCUCCAUCUUUCUUCUCCAUCUCGCAACAUAACUGUUGUUUUUUUUUUUAAUUUUUAUUUAUUUUAAAUGUAAUCAUCUUUUUUUUCCCUGUCUGAUUUCACACUUUAUUUGCUCUGGUUACUUUUUAUUUCCGGUUCCCUCUUCUCACAGUUGCUCUCCCUCUUGAUUCAACACACACACACACGCGUGCACAUGCGUGCUUUAUGAACUGGCAGCGGAUUAAUGUAUAUGUGCAUGCAUGUUUGUCUGAGAGUGUGUGUAUAGCAUGGUCUCUGUGUGUGUGUGUGUGUAGCCUGCGAGCUGGUCUUGCUCGCUCCAGAGGCUUAAUGCUGGUCAUGUAUCCCCAGAGCCGUCAAAUUCAGCUCUCACAAACCGCCUCUUGGCUAUUUCAUUCCCCACCACACACACUCACUUAUACACACACACACACACACACACACACGCACACACACACACACACACACACACACACACACACACACGCACACACACACACACACACACAAAUGAACACGCGGCACAGACCCCUCUGCUUUGUACUUUGCUUUGACUUCCUCAGUUUCUGUCUGCGUCACUGCACUGCAAAGCUACUGUGUGGAAAUGCGUCCGCAGAGUUGAACUGACACGUGAAUGAAUUGGUGGUCAAUGGGGGAGACAGACUGGGUUCAAUGGGGGAGACAGACUGGGUUCAAUGGGGGAGACAGACUGGGUUCAAUGGGGGAGACUGAUUUCUGUUUGUUUGUUUGUUGACUUUGUUGAUGUAUUUGGGUUUUUUUUAGUUGAGUUGUUUUAACAGCUUAUUUAUUGGGGCUGUUGUGUUGUGUGGUUGCGUGGGCUGGGGAGUAUUCCACACUUGUAAACCCCUGAUGUAAUGGUAAAUCACCCCCCCUCCUA